This is a messenger RNA of Gadus chalcogrammus (walleye pollock), 3456 nucleotides long. RefSeq names its product exocyst complex component 3-like protein. Lineage: Eukaryota; Metazoa; Chordata; Actinopteri; Gadiformes; Gadidae. Gene Ontology annotation, molecular function: SNARE binding. Gene Ontology annotation, cellular component: exocyst. The coding region runs from base 215 to 2611 and encodes 798 amino acids. Gene Ontology annotation, biological process: exocytosis; exocyst localization. The transcript has 15 exons. The record is from RefSeq and is a predicted model, not a curated record.
UGGAGCGAGGGAGAGGGGGCGAGUCAAAAUGAAUAUGCACCCUCUCUCGACCAGCCCUCUCUCUCCUGGUCUGUGUCCCUGUUUCCUCUGCCUCGCACGCCCGGUAUUGUAUUGUUGUGUGCCGCUGGCAGUGCUCAGAGCUGGCACUCCGGGAAACAUUCAGGGGCUCGGCGCAGUAGAAGGGAGAGCUGGCAGCUGGACACCACCAACUUAAAUGUCUGGAGGGGAGCAGAAUGGGGGUGACAAACCAGAAGACCCUGCGCUCCGUACCGAGGUGUGGCCGGAGGUGGCCCGAGCGGAGCUCCUGGCGAGAGGAGCGGCCCUGAAGUGGGCGUCGGGGGUCUUCUCUCGGCCGGAGCACCUGGAGAGACUGGGCCAGUAUAGGAAGAGAGAGAGCCAGAGGACCUCCUCCAUACACACCCGACUCAAGUCGGUGGUGCAGUCCUACCUGGAGGGGGUGGGCUGGGGUCUGAGGCUGCUGCAAGAGUCCCGGGUGGAGCUGGGCGACGCGUCCCGCGCCCUGCAGAAGGCCGUCUCCGAGUCGGACCACAACGCCGAGGUGGUCUGCUCCAUGGAGACCCUGAGAGAGCUGUCCUGCAGCCACUGCCAGCUCCUGGCCACCGUCAGCAACCUGCCACGCCUCUACUCUGUGCGCAGCAUGGUGGCGGAGACGGAGCGUCUGGUGGAGUCGCGGCGGCUGCUGGAGGCCCACGCCCGGCUGAUGGAGCUGGAGUGCUGGCAGGACGACAUCCUGUGGCAGCUGAGCGGCGCGGCCCUGAGCCGGGAGGACCACGCGCUGGUGCUGCACUACUUCUCCGGGGUGGGCCGGCUGGUGGAGGCCCUGGGUCAGGAGAUCUGGGCUGUCGUGAGCAGCAGCCUGGCCCUGGCCCGCCAGAACCCCACGCCCUUUGUAUCCGCAGUGCGCAUAGUGGAGCGGGAGGAGGCUGUGGACCGCGCUCUGCUGGAGGAGAGGGGAGGAGGAGGAGGAGGAGGGCGAGGAAGAGGAGGAGGAGGAGGAGGAGGAGGGGGAGGAGGAGGAGGAGGAGGAGCUGGGGUCAGACCCCUUCCCCCUGGCAGACCUCGCUGCUGGAGGGAGCGGUUCUUCCAGGUCCUGGAGGAGGCGGUGUCCUCGCGGUUCCGCAGCGUGUCCUACAUGCACACCCGCGGGCCGGGCCUUGCGGGCCACCUCUCUGCGCUGCAGCACGCCAUCACGGCCGACCUGGCCACGGUGCGCCACCUGCUGGAGCAGUGCGUGCCGAAACACUACGGCCUGACCGGGGCCUACCUGAGGGCCAGCCACCAGUGCCUGCAGACCCACCUGGCGCUGGUCAGCAGCUGGGAGCUGGAAAGUGGGGAAAUCUUUGCUGUGCUCAACUGGGUGAUACACAUCUACAACAGCCCAGACAUGAUGGGAGAGCCGGAGCUGGUGGCUGAGAUGAAGAGCCAGGAGCUGGGGCCCCUCAUCUCCCCGGAGAGUCUGGAGAAGCUGCAGAAGAAAUACGUUCAGAGUGUCCGGAAGCGUGUGUCAGAAUGGAUGCAUAAAGCCCUGGAGGUGGAGUUGACAGACUGGCAGAGGGACCAGGAACCUGACACGGACCAUGAAGGCUUCUACCACACCUGCCUGCCCACCAUCAUCACACAGAUGUUGGAGGACAACGUGCGUGUUGCCCUGAUGAUAGGAGAAUCCUUGCGAGACCAGACGAUACAGAUGGGACUCUACGAGAUGGAGAACCUGCUAAACAAGUUUCGCGAGGCGCUGGUUGAGUUUGGUAAAGAGCAUCGCAAGGAUCAGAACAACAGCCAGAACAAGCUGUACCUCCAUUACCUCCUGGCCUCUAUCAGUAACUGCAUCGUUCUCAAGGCGUCCACAGAGGGCCUGCAGCGGCAGCAGUCGUCCCCCACCGCCUGCCUGUACUCCCGCACCCCGCCCAACCCCAUGGCGGCCCUGGACCGCGCCGUGAGGCGGGCCUGUCGCCUGGCCAUGGACCAGCUGCUGCUGGAGCUGCAGCCCGUCCUGCAGGGCCUGCUGAGCCGCCCCUGGCUGGCCCAGGGGAACCCUUCCACCCCCAUGGUGUGCCGGGUCCUGGAGAGGCACCUGGAGCUGUACGUCCGCGUGCGCCCGCCCUGCCAGCAGCGGCUGCAGGAGGAGGCUCAGUGGAUGCUGGUGGUGGAGUAUGUGCGGGCCCUCAUGCACAAGAGGACGGUGUGCCGCAGCGCUGGGGAGAGGCUGCAGCUGGCCCAGCGCAUCGCCCAGGACGACCUGCAGCUCAGAGAACUCUUCACCGGCCUGGAAGGUGAGGGGUCGGGGCCGGAGGUGAACCCGCUGGCCCUGCUGCCGGUCCUGGCCGACUUCAUCCGGCUGAAGGACCCCUGCAUGCUGAGUCUGGAGGUGUCCGGGGUCGUGAUCAAGUACCCGGACAUCAGUGAGGAGCAUGUGUGUGUGCUGCUGGACAUCCGAGGGGAUGUUUCCCGGGACGUGAGGGGCGCGGUGCUUGAUGUGCUGGAGCAGAGUGCCCCGCCCCUUCCUGCCGGCUACCGGCCCAUCUUCACAGACAUCCUGGUGCCUACCUCCCCAAUGCCCUUCUGUCUGCCAACCGCCAAGUGUGCUUGAGCUCUGGACUGCUAGACUACAACAGGACAGAGGCCCGCUGACCGCGUGCCCUCACUCACCCCUUGUUAUGUUCUUCUGCUUCAGAAUUAAAUUUAAGGACCGUUUUGGUUUCAGAUGGAUUUGAGAUGGAUUAUGUUACAGGGUUCUAGACAUUGUUCAUUGCUGGGGGUUUUCUUUCACAAAUUAGCUGCAACCACUUAGGAAGGACUGUUUUAGGGGUGGUUUUGACGGUAUACCUACCAUCAGAUUCAACUUUUGGAAAGGUCUGCAGCCUGUACAGGUAGAGGCAUAGAUUAAAGGUGAUUGGAGACCAUCUUGUUCAUGUCUAAUGCUACAGAUUAUGGUCUUGUUUGCGCCUCGAUACACUAUUGGGGCAAGGUUAUGUGGUUGACCCCGCCCUUAUAUUGAAUCACCCAUUUAAAAAAAAAAAAAAUGCAACAGAGAUGGCCAGAUAACUAUUAAUACUCUGAGCAAUGUUUUCAAACAAUUGGUAUUAUUAUUAAUUGUAUUGUUUUAAUUUUUGAAGUACACUUAAGAAAAUAUUUUUUAAGUCUGAAUUUAAUUAUACAAAUAUUGUCUUCUUUACAUGUGCAUUUUGUUCACUUGGGAAAAACAACAUUUGAAAGCACAAAAAGUAAUGCCUCAUACAAUCAAGUACAUCAUAUAUUUAAUAAACCUAUAUAUCAGCCAACACCAGAACAAUGCAAAUGCAUUCUAUUGUACACAAAAAAGCAGGCUAGAUUUUCUAAUUUACAUUUGUCAUUGGUGUCACUGUUUCCUCAAAAGCGGAUGGAAACUAGUAUCCUGAAUUGUCUCUCAGUGUAAACCGUGUCAAAUAAAUUAUA